Messenger RNA from Exserohilum turcica Et28A, 5824 nucleotides. RefSeq lists its product as uncharacterized. The coding region runs from base 17 to 5608 and encodes 1863 amino acids. Gene Ontology annotation, biological process: long-chain fatty acid biosynthetic process. Gene Ontology annotation, cellular component: fatty acid synthase complex. NCBI's taxonomy places the organism in Eukaryota, Fungi, Ascomycota, Dothideomycetes, Pleosporales, Pleosporaceae. Gene Ontology annotation, molecular function: magnesium ion binding; 3-oxoacyl-[acyl-carrier-protein] synthase activity; holo-[acyl-carrier-protein] synthase activity. The transcript is spliced from 3 exons. The record is from RefSeq and is a predicted model, not a curated record.
CCCAAGCCACCUCAUCAUGCGUCCCGAGGUCGAGCAGGAGCUGUCGCACACGCUGCUCAUCGAGCUGCUCGCAUACCAAUUCGCCUCCCCCGUGAGGUGGAUUGAGACGCAGGAUGUCGUCCUCGGCGAGAAGACGACGGAGCGCAUCGUCGAAAUUGGCCCCGCAGACACACUGGGCGUCAUGGCCAAGCGCACCCUCGCCAGCAAAUACGAAGCACACGACGCUGCCCGGUCACUGCAGCGUCAGAUUCUGUGCUACAACAAGGACGCAAAGGACAUCUACUACGACGUAGACCCUGUAGAGGAAGAGCCAGAGGCGCCCGCCGCCGCCAGCGGGGGUGCUCCCGCCGCCUCCUCUGCUCCCGCCGCCUCUGCUCCCGCCGCCGCCGCCGCUGCACCACCCCCCAGCGCUGGCCCGGCGGCUCAGGUCCCAGAUGCUCCCGUCACAGCGACCGACAUUCUGCGGACGCUCGUGGCCCAGAAGCUCAAGAAGCCGCUGAUGGACAUUCCGCUGACCAAGGCCAUCAAGGAUCUGGUCGGAGGCAAGUCUACCCUCCAGAACGAGAUCCUCGGAGACCUGGGCAAGGAAUUCGGCUCGACGCCAGAGAAGCCCGAGGACACCCCUCUCGACGAGCUCGGUGCUUCAAUGCAGGCUACCUUCAAUGGUCAGCUUGGAAAACAAUCCUCCUCCCUCAUUGCCCGCAUGGUCUCGUCCAAGAUGCCGGGUGGCUUCAACAUCACAGCCGUGCGAAAGCACCUCGAGACAAGAUGGGGGCUGGCACAAGGGCGGCAGGACGGUGUUCUGCUGCUCGCCAUCACCAACGAGCCACCAGCGCGUCUGGGCUCGGAGAACGAUGGAAAGGCCUUCUUGGACGAGCAGGCCAACAAGUAUGCAUCCACUGCCGGAAUCAGCCUGUCUGCCCCGACAGCUGGCGGCGACUCUGGCGGCUCUGGCGGCGGCAUGAUGAUGGACCCUGCGGCCAUUGAUGCGCUGACCAAGGACCAACGCCAACUUUUCAAGCAGCAGCUCGAGCUGUUUGCACGAUACCUCAAGAUCGACCUUCGCGCAGGCGACAAGUCGUUUGUUGACUCGCAAAAGGCUCAGUCGGCGCUCCAGGCCCAGCUUGACCUCUGGACCACCGAGCACGGCGAGUUCUACGCGUCCGGCAUCGAGCCUCAAUUCACACCACUCAAGGCGCGCGUCUACGACUCGUCAUGGAACUGGGCUCGCCAAGACGCCCUCACCAUGUUCUACGACAUCAUUUUCGGCAAGCUCAAGGCCGUUGACCGUGAGAUUGUCAGCCGCUGCAUUGCCAUCAUGAACCGAUCGAACCCGCUGCUUCUCGACUUCAUGCAGUACCACAUCGAUCACUGCCCCACCGAGCGCGGCGAGACCUACCAGCUUGCCAAGGAGCUCGGACAACAGCUCAUUGACAACUGCAAGGAGGUGCUGAACGAGGCACCCGUCUACAAGGAUGUCGCGAUACCUACUGCGCCUCACCUGGAGAUUGAUGCCAAGGGCAACAUGAACUACGAAGAAGCCCCAAGAGCGAGUGUCCGCAAGCUUGAACACUACGUUCGCGAGAUGGCCGAGGGAGGAAAACUCUCCGAAUACGGCAACCGCACCAAGGUCCAAAACGAUCUGCAGAGGAUCUAUAAGCUCAUCAAGCAACAGCACAAGCUUUCCAAGUCGUCGCAACUGCAGAUCAAGAGCCUGUACAGCAAUGUCAUUCGCUCUCUUUCCAUGAACGAGGGCCAGAUCAUGCCCAGCGAGAACGGCAAGGCUGUCGGUGGUAAGCGAGGCCGCAACGGCCGCGUCCAUGCUUCCGCCAAGCAUGGCAAGGUUGAGACCAUUCCCUUCCUCCAUCUCAAGAGAAAGGACGACCACGGCUGGGAGUACAGCAAGAAGCUCACUGGCGUCUACCUAGACUGUCUAGAGGAGGCUGCCAAGUCUGGUGUUACGUUCCAGGGCAAAUACGCUCUUAUGACCGGUGCUGGUGCUGGUUCUAUCGGUGCUCAGGUUCUUCAGGGUCUCAUCAGCGGUGGAGCCAAGGUUGUCGUUACAACUUCCAGGUUCUCACGCGAAGUUACCGAGUACUACCAGUCCAUGUACUCCCGGUACGGUGCUCGCGGCUCGCAGCUUAUUGUGGUUCCUUUCAACCAAGGUAGCAACCAGGACGUCGAGGCCUUGAUCGACUACAUCUUCGACACCAAGAAGGGCCUCGGCUGGGACCUUGAUCUGAUUGUUCCUUUCGCCGCCAUUCCCGAGAACGGCCGUGAGAUUGACAGCAUUGACUCCAAGUCUGAGCUCGCUCAUCGCAUCAUGUUGACCAACCUUUUGCGUAUGCUUGGAGCCGUCAAGAAGCAGAAGCAGGCAUAUGGCUACGAGACCCGUCCGGCACAGGUCAUCCUGCCAUUGUCGCCUAACCACGGUACCUUCGGCAACGAUGGUCUGUACUCGGAAUCCAAGAUGUCUCUUGAGACGCUCUUCUCAAGAUGGCACUCGGAAAGCUGGGGCAACUACCUCACAAUUUGCGGUGCCGUCAUUGGCUGGACACGUGGCACUGGUCUCAUGGGCGCCAACAACAUUGUCGCCGAAGGCAUUGAGAAGUACGGUGUACGUACCUUCUCCCAGCAGGAGAUGGCCUUCAACUUGCUUGGUCUGAUGGCACCACCCAUUGUCAACCUGUGCCAAGUAGAACCGGUAUGGGCGGAUCUCAACGGUGGCUUCCAGUACAUUCCCAACCUCAAGGACCUUAUGACCGACCUCCGAAAGGAGCUCACGGAGACAAGUGACAUCCGCAGGGCCGUCAUCAAGGAAAAUGCCAUUGAGAACAAGGUUGUCAAUGGUGAGGCAAGCGAGGCGCUGUACAAGAAGGCCACGAUCGAACCACGAGCCAACAUGAAGUUCGAUUUCCCCAAGCUUCCUGACUGGGAUGCAGAGGUCAAGCCGCUCAACGAGAACCUCAAGGGCAUGGUUGAUCUUGAGAAGGUUGUUGUCGUCACUGGUUUCGCCGAGGUCGGUCCUUGGGGUAACUCGAGGACCCGCUGGGAAAUGGAAGCCUACGGCGAGUUCUCCAUUGAAGGAUGUGUUGAGAUGGCCUGGAUCAUGGGUCUCAUCAAGAACCACAACGGUCCUCUCAAGGGCAAGAGCUACUCUGGCUGGGUCGAUGCAAAGACCAAUGAACCAAUUGACGACAAGGACGUCAAGCCAAAGUACGAGAAGUACAUCCUCGAGCAUUCCGGUAUCCGCCUGAUUGAGCCUGAGCUCUUCAAUGGCUACGACCCCAAGAACAAGCAGCUCAUGCAAGAAAUCCAAAUUGAGGAAGAUCUUGAUCCCUUCGAGGCGUCCAAGGAGCUAGCUGACGAGUUCAAGAGGCAGCAUGGCGACAAGGUUGAAGUUUUUGCGAUUGAGGAAUCAGGCGAGUACACGGUCCGCAUGAAGAAGGGCGCUACUCUCCUUAUUCCCAAGGCUCUGCGCUUUGACCGUCUCGUCGCUGGUCAGAUCCCGACUGGCUGGGAUGCAAAGAAGUAUGGUGUGCCCGACGACAUCAUCUCACAAGUCGACCCCGUAACACUCUUUGUGCUUGUUUCCACCGCCGAAUGUCUGCUUUCCAGCGGUAUUACCGACCCCUACGAGUUCUACAAAUACGUCCACCUUUCCGAAGUUGGUAACUGCGUCGGUUCUGGUAUUGGUGGUACUACCGCCCUCCGCGGAAUGUACAAAGACCGCUUCAUGGACAAGCCAGUUCAGAAGGAUAUCCUCCAGGAGUCUUUUAUCAACACUAUGAGUGCUUGGGUCAACAUGUUGCUCAUGUCUUCAACUGGUCCCAUCAAGACUCCCGUUGGUGCUUGCGCCACUGCUGUCGAAUCCAUUGACAUUGGUUACGACACCAUUGUUGAGGGCAAGGCGCGCGUUUGCUUCGUUGGAGGUUUCGAUGACUUCCAGGAAGAAGGCUCGUACGAAUUCGCCAACAUGAAGGCCACUAGCAACGCCGAAGACGAAUUUGCCCAUGGUCGCACACCCAAGGAGAUGUCACGCCCUACCACGACGACCAGGAACGGAUUCAUGGAAUCUCAGGGUUGUGGUAUGCAGGUUAUCAUGGAUGCCAAGCUUGCUCUGGACAUGGGUGUUCCCAUCUACGGUGUGCUUGGUUUCACUGCUACCGCGACUGACAAGAUUGGCCGUUCAGUCCCUGCACCUGGCAAGGGUGUGCUGACAACUGCCCGCGAGACACCAUCCAAGUUCCCAUCACCUCUUCUUGACAUCAAGUACAGGAGGCGCCAGAUGGACCUGCGACGUAAGCAAAUCAAGCAGUGGCAGGAGUCUGAGAUCCUCUAUCUCCAAGAGGAGGUUGCAGCCAUGAAGGACGUUUCGGGCGAUGACUUUGACGAGGCUGCUUACCUAGAGGAGCGCGCUGCAAACAUCGAGGCCGAGGCCAAACGCCAAGAGAAGGAUGCGCUCAACAGCCUGGGCAACAACUUCUGGAAGCAAGAUCCUCGCAUCGCUCCUCUUCGUGGUGCUCUUGCAACAUGGGGUCUUACCAUUGACGAUCUCGAUGUUGCCUCUUUCCACGGUACUUCGACUGUUGCCAACGACAAGAACGAGUCUGACGUUAUUUGCCAACAAAUGCGCCACCUCGGCCGCAAGAAGGGCAAUGCGCUCCUUGGUAUCUUCCAAAAGUAUCUCACUGGUCAUCCCAAGGGUGCUGCUGGUGCCUGGAUGUUCAACGGCUGUCUGCAGGUGCUCAACUCCGGUCUCGUACCAGGCAACCGCAAUGCCGAUAACGUGGACAAGAUCAUGGAGAAGUUCGAUUACAUUGUCUACCCAUCGCAAUCCAUCCAGACGGAUGGAAUCAAGGCAUUCUCGGUUACCUCGUUUGGUUUCGGACAGAAGGGAGCCCAGGCCAUCGGUAUCCAUCCCAAGUACCUGUACGCUGCGCUUGAGCACCACCAGUUCGCUGCAUACAAGCAAAAGGUUGAGGCUCGCCAGAAGAAGGCCUACCGCUACUUCCACGAUGGCCUCAUCAACAACACCAUGUUCCGCGCCAAGGACAAGGCACCAUAUGAGGACGAGAAGAUGCAAGAGGUCUUCCUCAACCCACAAGCCCGUGUUACCAUUGACAAGAAGACUUCGACAUACACCUACCCGAAGAACUCCACCCCUGCUCCUAAGAAGGAUCAGAAAGCCCAGGAAACAAUGAAGAUGGUCGAACAGCUCACGCAAGCCACCGCCUCUGCUACUACCAAGGUUGGCGUCGAUGUUGAAAGCCUCAGCGCGCUGAACAUUGAGAACGAGACCUUCAUUGAGCGCAACUUCACCGGAAAGGAGAUUGCGUACUGCCAAAAGGCCGCUAACCCUCAGGCAAGCUUCACUGGCAAGUGGUCAGCGAAGGAGGCUGUCUUCAAGUCACUUGGUGUCAAGGGCCAAGGUGCUGGCGCUCCGUUGAAGGACAUUGAGAUUGUCAACGACGAGUCAGGGGCGCCGUCAGUUCAGCUGUACGGCAAGGCUGAUGAAGAAGCCAAGCGUGUUGGUGUCAAGAGCAUUAACAUCAGCAUCAGUCACUCGGACGACCAGGCCGUCUCAGUCGCGAUUGCGCAGUUCUAGACAUAUCACGGGUGGUAAAUGAUUAUUCAAAAGACGGUAGAUGGGCGGUAAUAUUACUGGAAAGGGCAUUUCAAGGACGCUUUAUUCCCCCGGCUUGUUUCAUCGAGCGCGAAGACGUGUCUAGAGCGUCUUGGUUUUGGUUGGUUUGGUAGGCAUGUUAGAUGAAAGUGCAAUGAUUAGUAAAUUCUACGUAUUGUAAUGAAGACCAUGUUUCCC